Saitoella complicata NRRL Y-17804 is the source of this 1619-nucleotide messenger RNA. RefSeq lists its product as uncharacterized. Lineage: Eukaryota; Fungi; Ascomycota; Saitoellomycetes; Saitoellales; Saitoellaceae. The transcript is spliced from 2 exons. Bases 236 to 1585 code for a protein of 449 amino acids. The record is from RefSeq and is a predicted model, not a curated record.
UCCGGACUGUAGAUGCUUUUUGUUUGGGGUAACGGCUGCACGUAGGGAAGAUCGUCCGGCCAGUGGUCUGUGCUCCGCCUACUCCCGGCCGUCAUCAUGCACAUGGCCUCAACAGUCGACGGAAUGGGUCAAUUCGAUUCGCAAAUGGAACGCCUCACGAACUCAUUGAGAUGCUGGCGUAUUCAGCAUAAAUACCCGACUGCCUUCCAGAUCAGCGCUGGAUCAUCAUUACACCAUGCUCCUCUCGGCGCUCAACUUCGCUCUCCUCUCGACCCUCUUCACGGGCUCAACUGAAGCCUUCUGGCGCUUGCCAUGCAACAAGCCAAUUGUCACCGAACGAAUCGAUCCGCUUGUUUCUCCGGGCGCAGUCUCGGGCCAUGUCCAUUCUGUCAUGGGUUCCUCGGGCCUGAACUUUACUACGACCUUUGAGGGCCUUCGCGCGGGUGACUGCACCACAUGUAUGGUCAAGCAAGACAUGUCCGUCUAUUGGGUCCCGACGCUAUACUACGCAGCGGAAAACGGCAGCUUCUUCCCCGUGUCGCAAGUUGGCGGUGUAACAGCUUACUACCUCCAACGCUACGACUCCCAGAACUCUGCCACCUACUCCAACCUCACCGCCUUCCCCGACGGGUUCCGCAUGCUCGCCGGUAACCCAUUCCUCCGAUCCUUCAACUCAUCGAGUCCAGCGCAACAGGCUGUGACAUACAACUGCCUCAAUGGCUCCACUCCUGCCCCUCAGACGCACGGGUUUCCCACGAACAAUUGCCCCUCCGGUCUUCGUGCCCAGAUCUUCUUCCCGUCGUGCUGGGAUGGCGUGAAUCUCGAUUCGGCUGAUCACAAGUCACAUAUGGCAUACCCCGACGGCGUCGACGUCGGCAGUUGUCCCGACUCGCACCCAGUCAAGCUCAUCUCCCUCUUCUACGAGGUCAUCUGGAACGUGAACGCAUUCGCUGAUCAGUGGUACGGUGAUUCCCAGCCUUUCGUCUGGUCAAUGGGAGAUCCCACUGGUUACGGGUACCACGGAGACUUCAUCAACGGAUGGGACAACAGCGUUUUGCAACAGGCUGUAGAUGAGUGUACCGCCGACUCCGGCCUCAUCGAGGACUGUAGCGUCUUUGAUCUCUACACCAACCAGGAGACACGUACCUGCUCCAAUGCCGUCCAAGUGGACGAGCAAAUAGAUGGUGAACUCUCCGCUCUCCCCGGCUGCAACCCCGUCCAAUACGGUCCCAACAACGCAGUGCCGCAGACUGGCUGCGGCGCAACCACACAAACUAGCGGCUCCAGCAAGGUCCUCGAUUCAUUCCAGUUGGUCUUCGCCAACCAGACAGGUGCAACAAACGCCGGGGAUUACAUCACCUACACCGCCCUGGACAGCUUUUCCCCCGAUGACUGUUCGCAGUUUUGCUACAGCGUGAGCGGUUGUAACUUCUUUAACCUCUGGUUGGGUCAGAAUGUUAAAGACGGGUCAUACUCGUACACCUGCUCCCUCUACCAACAGGGACACAAUGCGACCGAGUGUGUGAACAAACAGGUCGGAAACGCCAAGUGCGUCCGUUCAGAUGGUUAUGUUCGAAGGUCAUAAUUACGAUACAGAUACCCAGAUAUAGAGAAGCGAA